GAAAACAAGAAUUUUUCUUUUUUCUUUUUUAUAGCAGUGCCUUUGUUCACUUUUAAAUAGUAUCUAUCGUAACAUUGAUGGCAUUUUCUCCUGAACCAACCAUGCCAGAAAAUAAUCCCAUUGAUUUCCGUGCCCCGCCGCCAUCUCCGAUUGCCUCUGGCCGGAGAUCUUCUGUUGCUAAUGAUGAUGUGCUCACUGAAUUUCUUGAGCACUCACUCCGUGUCCCUGAUUUAGUGUUGCCUGACAAGAUAUUCCCUAGACAAAAGAUUCUUGAAACACCUCCAAGAAUUGAUUUCCAAUCUUUGAAUUCUGCUACUGACAGUGAUUCAAUUCCCAAGAUUCUGGAUUCCCUGUCAAGAAUUGGGUGCUUUCAACUCGUAAAUUAUGGAGUUCCAAGUGACUUUGCAAGAAUGGUGCUGGCAAUGGCUGCUGGAAUAUUUAGCGUGCCGCCGGAGAAAAGGGCGGCUGUGACAAGGUCCCCGGAAAAGCUUUACGGGUUUGAGGAAGUACAUGGUGAGGAGGAGAGUGAAGUGAGUGAAGAGUUUUUGUGGUGUAGAGAUAAGAACUUGAGGUUGGAUAUGGAGGGAAUAUGGCCAUCAGGAUAUUCAAAUUUCAGUAAUAAAAUGGAAGCUCUUGUAUCAGAAAUGGAAAAUGUAGCAGAGAAAUUACUGCAAGUUCUCCAAGAGAAUUCUCAUCUAAAGGCGAUGUAUGGAAGUGAAGCAAUGGAGGGGCAGGAUGGUGUUGGGUCAGUAUGUUAUCUUUACAAGCAUAAGCGUAAAGUUGCAGGGGAUGGAUGGGCUAAGUCCUGGGGAUAUGAUGUGAUAAGAAUGCUGAUAAGAGGAACCGAUUACUCCCAUGCGUUGUGCUUGCAUUUGCAUACAUGUGAUGAGUCUACAGAAUUUCAUGUUUACUCCAAGAAAGGUUGGGUGUCUUUCUGCCCCGAUAAAGAUGCAAUCAUUGUCACAGUUGGAGAUCAAACACAGACUUUAAGUGGUGGCCAAUACAAACAUGUGCUAGGAAGGCCAAUAUUCAAAAGUGAGCAAGAGGAUUAUAUUUCAAUGGGUUUUCUCUACUCUCCUCCAAGCAGGAAAGCUGUCACUGCCCCUGCCAAAUCAGAAAAGGGAAAGACUAUUUCCCUUGGCCAACAAGUUAUAGUGGCAAUAGUUUUGACUCUACUAUACCAUUUUUUGGUUUGUAUCUAUAAGAAAAUUUGAUGUUAUCGAGAUUAGUUUACCAAGAAAAUAAUAUAUACAUACUGGGAUUCAGCAUUGUAAUACCCCGGAAAUUUUCUUUAAUAAUAAUUAAUAAUUAGUUUUUAUUUAAA
Ricinus communis (castor bean) is the source of this 1324-nucleotide messenger RNA. RefSeq names its product 1-aminocyclopropane-1-carboxylate oxidase 5. The record is from RefSeq and is a predicted model, not a curated record. Bases 78 to 1214 code for a protein of 378 amino acids. The transcript has 3 exons. Lineage: Eukaryota; Viridiplantae; Streptophyta; Magnoliopsida; Malpighiales; Euphorbiaceae.